Molecule: messenger RNA, 1882 nt
Organism: Carassius carassius (crucian carp)
Lineage: Eukaryota; Metazoa; Chordata; Actinopteri; Cypriniformes; Cyprinidae
Product: 26S proteasome non-ATPase regulatory subunit 12
Exons: 11
Coding region: 102-1472 (456 amino acids)
Cellular component (GO): proteasome regulatory particle, lid subcomplex; nuclear proteasome complex; cytoplasm
Source: RefSeq, a predicted model, not a curated record
AAACUCCAUAUAAAGAAAUAGAAGAAGAUUUAUAGCUAGCUGUACAGAUUGCAGUUAUCACAUUCACAGUGAAUUCUUCCUAUUAUAAGCAAGCAGUAAUAAUGUCUGAGGACAGAGCUGAACGAUCAGAUGGACGGAUGGUGAAGAUGGAGGUUGACUACACUGCUACUGUAGAUCAGCGUCUGCCUGAGUGCGAGAAAAUGGCCAGAGAUGGCAGACUACAGGAGGCCAUUGAGAGUCUACUGUCACUCGAGAAGCAAACAAGAACUGCUUCAGACAUGGUGUCCACCUCCAGGAUCUUGGUGGCUAUAGUUCAGUUAUGCUAUGAAGCUAAAGACUGGGAUGCCUUGAAUGAAAACAUCAUGCUACUGUCUAAGAGAAGGAGCCAGUUGAAACAGGCUGUUGCAAAGAUGGUACAGGAAUGUUAUGCAUAUGCUGAUGCUAUGAGUGACCUGUCAAUCAAACUCCGACUCAUUGACACGCUACGCACCGUCACCGCUGGAAAGAUAUAUGUGGAGAUUGAGCGUGCUAGGCUCACUAAAACAUUGGCCCAAAUCAAAGAGCAAAAUGGAGAUGUGAAAGAGGCUGCAUCCAUUCUGCAGGAACUGCAGGUGGAGACAUAUGGAUCAAUGGAGAAGAAGGAGAAGACGGAGUUCAUUCUGGAGCAGAUGAGGCUGUGCAUUGCUGUCAAGGACUACAUUCGAACACAGAUCAUUAGCAAAAAGAUCAACACUAAAUUCUUCCAGGAGGAGGGCACUGAGGAUUUGAAACUGAAAUAUUAUAAUCUGAUGAUUCAAGUUGAUCAGCACGAGGGCUCCUACUUGUCCAUAUGUAAACAUUACAGAGCCAUAUAUGACACUCCCUGUAUCCUGGAAGAUGCCUCCAAAUGGCAGCAGGCUCUGAAGAGUGUGGUGCUCUAUGUGAUUUUGGCACCCUAUGACAAUGAACAGUCUGAUUUAGUUCAUAGAAUCAGCAUUGACAAGAAACUGGAGGAAAUACCCAAAUACAAGGAUCUCCUGAAACAAUUCACCACCAUGGAGCUGAUGCGCUGGUCAUCUGUGGUGGAGGAUUAUGGAAAGGAACUAAGGGAGGGUUCCAUGGGAACUCCGGACACUGAUGUCUUCACCAGCUCGGAAGAAGGAGAAAAGAGAUGGAAAGAUCUUAAAAACAGAGUGGUGGAACAUAACAUCAGAAUAAUGGCAAAGUAUUACACAAGCAUCACAAUGGGGAGAAUGGCGGCACUGCUUGACCUCUCUAUUGAUGAAUCAGAAGAGUUCUUAUCUAACCUGGUGGUCAAUAAGACCAUCUAUGCAAAAGUAGACCGCCUCGCUGGUAUCAUUAAUUUCCAGCGGCCUAAGGAUCCUAACGAUCUUCUGAAUGACUGGUCUCAAAAACUGAACUCUCUCAUGUCUCUGGUCAACAAAACUACUCAUCUCAUUGCCAAAGAAGAGAUGAUCCACAACCUCCAGUAGAGCCUGUCAGGGAGUCCUUACAUUUGUUUUCCUUUUUUUCACCUUUAAACAUUUGAUUACACGAAUGUUAAAUAAACUUUGUUGUUAAUGCUUUUGUUUAAAUUCUGUUAUUGACAGCGAUGUGGCCUGUACUCAGACCGAGAACAAUGUUAGUCUGUGGUUUCCAUGACAAGUUUUAAACGGCACUUAAGAUUCUUGUAUGUUUUAUGUUCGUGACCUCUGGCUGUAGUUAAGUAAAAAAAAAAAUCACUCUGAACUCCACAUGAAACCUUCCAACUUCAGUGACACCCCACCCCCCUUUGCAUUAAGUAAAUGCCUUGUAUUACAUUUAAACAUUAUUGGAAAAAAUAAGCAUAAUAAUAUUGGUAUUCAGAUGUUGCUACAGCAUCCACAUUAAACUUUUUUGGAAA